This is a messenger RNA of Nerophis lumbriciformis (worm pipefish), 2257 nucleotides long. RefSeq names its product myocilin (gene myoc). Gene Ontology annotation, cellular component: Golgi apparatus. Gene Ontology annotation, biological process: osteoblast differentiation; signal transduction. The record is from RefSeq and is a predicted model, not a curated record. NCBI's taxonomy places the organism in Eukaryota, Metazoa, Chordata, Actinopteri, Syngnathiformes, Syngnathidae.
GCUUCGGGGAGAGGUCAGUGUAAGCGACUUGCAGGAAAGACAAUCCCAGAGCUGAAGACAACCUGCAUUUGGGAUUUAAAAGCACCUGAAGUUCCCCCCCAAAAAGCCGACUUCCUUACCUCCAUCAUGUUCCUCUUGCUCUGCCUUGUGGGGCUUCUGGCCCCGGGGGACGCUCAGGACCGCGCCGCUCUGUGGAGAGGGAACGACCGCAGCGGGCGAUGCCAGUACACCUUCACGGUGGCCAGCCCCACUGAGGCCAGCUGCCCGCAGACUGGAAGCCCCGAGGUGGAGGGCCUGAAGGCCAGACUCUCCCUGCUGGAGACCCUGGUGUCCAGGCUCCCCGGCGGCACCCCGCAGGAUGGAGGCCGGAGCCAGUCCCACCUUCAGGAGACGCUGAACCGCGCGAUGGGAGAGAGGAACCUGCUGCAGGGGGAGAAGGAACGUCUCGAGAGGGAACUGGGGGGUCUUCAGCGACGCCUGGAGGACACGCAGAGGGAGAUGGAGAGGCUGAGGAACAAACCCUGCCCACCCCAGACCCCCAUGGUCCCACCAAGGCCUGGAGGUUCGAGCCCCAUGUCUCACUUGCUGGCGCAUCCAAACAGGCAGGGAGACAGCAGCAGUUUGAGAGACUCAACGUGGCAGCAGGGACACGCUGGCUUCCAGGAGCUCAAAGCCGAGGUGACCGAGGUCCCUGCUCCCGAGGCCUACACAGGUUGUGGCGUGCUGGUGUCAGUGGCCGAGCCUGUCACUCACAGGAAAGCCGAAAGUAUCGCAGGAAAAUAUGGCGUCUGGAUGCAAGACCCCGAGGCGGUGACGCCGUACGGGCAAGAAAUGGUGUGGCGCAUCGACACCAUCGGCUCUGACGUCAAGCAGAUGUUUGGGUACGAGGACAUGGAGCAGCUCUCUCGGGGCUUCCCCUCCAAGGUUCUGCUGCUGCCGGAACCAAUGGAGAGUACGGGCGCUGCCCUGUACCGAGGCUCCCUGUACUACCAGAGACGCCGCAGUCGCACCCUCAUCCGCUUCGACCUAGGGUCCGAGAGUGUGGCAGCCCGCCGGGACCUCCCGCAUGCCGGCUUCCACGGCCAGUUCCCUUACUCCUGGGGGGGCUACACCGACAUCGACCUCUCCGUGGACGAACAGGGCCUUUGGGCCAUCUACUCCACCAGCAAGGCCAAGGGCGCCAUCGUGCUGUCGCAGCUGGACCCCCACAGCCUGGAGGUGAAGAAGAGCUGGGAGACCAACAUCAGGAAGAACUCGGUGGCCAACGCCUUCAUUAUCUGCGGGCGACUGUACACAGUGGCCAGCUACAUAGCGCCCAACACCACCGUCAAUUACAUGUACGACACCGAGACGAGCCAAGGCACGGCGUUGGCCAUCCCCUUCAGGAAUAAGUACCGCUACAACAGCAUGAUCGACUACAACCCGGCCCAGAAGAAGCUGUACGCUUGGGACAACUUCCACAUAAUCUCCUACGGCCUGCGGAUGGGGCGUCCCGUGGCCGCCUGAGGCCCGUCCCCCGCCGACCCUCCCCCAGAGAAGUGACUUUGGCUCGCCUGGUGUUGCUUCAAAGACUCAGAGCUUUAUUUCGGGUGCGUGGUGGCUGAAGGCCAACAGUAUCCAUGCGUAAGAGCAGCAACCAUAAGGGGGCGAUGUAGACCCUCUAACUUGCUGAAGAGGAAUUAUUUUUGUACCGCCUUUGAGAUCGAUGUUUGUUUUCGUUGUUUAUUUGUGAAGAUAUAUGCCAUGUCCCCAUAACCACGGGUAUCUCUUUUAAUGCAUUUUGCACACAAACAGUAAUGAAGUUCUUCCCAAAAAUAUAUUUCUUUAUCUUGUCCCCAGUGUGUUCUUGAAUUGUUGCAAACUUGUGUUUUUAAGUGUGAUAUUACUAUCAGACCAAAUGGUUCUCAUUUCCCGCCUUUUCCGGAAAUAACUUUCUUCCGGCUUCCUAUUGGUUAAAAUGGCCCCACCAACUGUUGCUUUGGCACGCACAACAAACAUAUUAAUAAUACCCGUGUACUUGUGGACAUAGCCGCUGAAUGUGCACUCUGCCAUGCCAAUUUAAACGGCCCAUUUGUGAGUAUAUAAAUAUACAAAGUACAAUGUUGUGAACUAGUUGACGCAUAAUCACAUAUCAGAAUUCAUAAAACACUCCACACCAGGUUGUUAUGCUCUCUUCCUGCUGACACCAUCAUAUUGCAUGUAUUUGAACACUGCAUUCAACUAAUGUACACUGUUUUUCAAAUAAAAUCAUGUUUAA